Molecule: messenger RNA, 4455 nt
Organism: Caretta caretta (loggerhead turtle)
Lineage: Eukaryota; Metazoa; Chordata; Testudines; Cheloniidae
Gene: JAKMIP3
Product: Janus kinase and microtubule interacting protein 3
Molecular function (GO): microtubule binding; kinase binding
Source: RefSeq, a predicted model, not a curated record
AGAUUUUACUGUAUGGUUGAUUCCUUUCCCCCACCCUUCUUCUAAAUGCUUCCAUGGACUUAUUGAUGAAUCAUUCCUCAUCUGGUCCCACUAUUCAGAGGAUAGAAAUGGAAAAUGUAAUCUCAUGCAGCAGGGAUGGAUUUUUUAAAAAAAGUCUUUUGCAAUGCGAAUCGUUAAAAAAUCCUUUAAAAUCUGUCUGCUAGGAACAGCCCACAGUUUUUAGAAUGAAGUGCACUGCAUACAAGGAAUGGUACUAUCCUCAGGUAAAGCAGACAAGCAGUGUGUAUCAUGAUGGAGCGUGCCUGUAAGGUGAAUAAGAAAAUGUAGAGGACAGAAGCAAGGAAGAGAAACCUCAAGUGGUGGAACGGAGGGUUCUCUCUGUUUGGGAUUUCACCCUCCCUGUCACGCUGCCUCACAAUGUCAAAGAAGAGUGCUAGCAGCCGAGCUAAGGGAGAAAAACCUGAUGCCUUAGCUGCCUUACAAGCUGCCAAUGAAGAGCUCAGGACAAAACUCACAGACAUUCAAAUAGAGCUCCAACAAGAAAAGAGUAAGAUCAGCAAGUUGGAAAGAGAGAAAAACCAGGAAGUUAAACAGAUCAAAGAGCACGAGCAGCAUAAAAACACAGUGUUAGUAACGGAACUUAAGGCCAAACUUCAUGAAGAGAAAAUGAAGGAGCUCCAGGCUGUUCGAGAAGCACUUUUGAGACAGCAUGAAUCUGAGCUUCUUAGAGUCAUAAAGAUUAAAGAUAAUGAAAACCAGAGAUUACAGGGCCUUCUUAAUGCUGUACGAGAUGGAGCUCCUGAUAAGGUUAAAACAGUCCUUUUCACCGAAGCAAAAGAGGAGGCCAAGAAAGGGUUUGAAUCUGAGAAAAUAAAAAUGCAGCAAGAAAUUUCAGAACUUAAGGGGGCUAAGAGACAAGUGGAGGAAGCCUUAACUUUGGUCAUUCAAGCUGACAAAAUUAAAGCAGCAGAGAUAAGGAGUGUGUAUCACUUACACCAAGAGGAAAUCAGCAGGAUCAAGAGAGAGUGUGAAAGAGAAAUUCGCAGACUGAUGGAGGAGAUAAAAUUUAAAGACAGAGCAGUCUACGUGCUGGAAAGAGAGUUAGGGGUUCAAGCCGGGCAUGCUCAGAGACUUCAGCUCCAAAAGGAGGCUUUAGAUGAACAACUUUCCCAGAUCAAAGAGUCUGAUCGACAUCUGAGCAGCCCCAAACGGGAACUUCCUUAUGCAAGUGGUGCAGGAGACGCUUCAGAUCAUUCAGGAAGCCCCGAACAGCAGCUGGAUGAAAAAGAUGCCCGGCGUUUCCAACUUAAAAUUGCUGAGCUAAGUGCAAUAAUCCGGAAGCUGGAAGAUCGGAAUGCAUUGCUGUCAGAAGAAAGAAAUGAGCUUUUAAAACGUCUAAGAGAAGCAGAAAGUCAGUAUAAACCUCUCCUGGACAAAAAUAAGCGUCUCAGUAGGAAGAAUGAAGAUUUAUCCCAUGCCUUACGUCGAAUGGAAAAUAAAUUAAAAUUUGUAACACAAGAGAACAUAGAAAUGAGACAAAGGGCUGGGAUAAUAAGGAGACCAAGCUCUUUAAAUGAUCUUGACCAGAGUCAAGAAGAAAGAGAAGUUGAAUUUCUGAGGUUACAAAUUAUUGAACAGCAAAAUAUCAUAGACGAACUCUCUAAGACCCUUGAAACUGCUGGCUAUGUGAAGAGCGUAAUAGAACGUGAUAAGCUUUUAAGGUAUAGGAAACAAAGGAAGAAAAUGACAAAACUCCCUAAGAAGCCGGUUGUGGAGACAUUUUUUGGCUAUGAUGAAGAAGCUUCUCUGGAGUCUGAUGGUUCUUCUAUCUCGUAUCAAACUGACAGAACAGAUCAAACGCCUUGCACUCCUGAUGAUGACUUGGAAGAGGGCAUGGCCAAAGAAGAAACAGAAUUGAGAUUUCGGCAGUUGACAAUGGAAUAUCAGGCUUUGCAACGAGCAUAUGCUCUGUUGCAAGAACAGGUUGGAGGAACAUUGGAUGCAGAACGAGAAGUUAAGACGCGUGAGCAGCUCCAAGCAGAAAUACACAGAUCACAAGCUCAAAUAGAGGACCUAGAAAAGGCACUUGCUGAGCAGGGACAGGACAUGAAGUGGAUUGAGGAGAAGCAAGCUUUAUAUAGAAGAAAUCAAGAACUUGUAGAAAAGAUAAAACAAAUGGAAACAGAAGAAGCUCGGUUAAAACAUGAUGUCCAGGAUGCUAAAGAUCAAAAUGAACUCCUGGAGUUCAGAAUAUUAGAGCUUGAAGAGAGAGAAAGAAGAUCACCUGCUAUCAACUUCCAUCACAUUCCUUUUACUGAGGGAAAAAGUCCUCUCCAAGUUUACUGUGAGGCAGAAGGUGUAACGGAUAUACUAGUAGCGGAGCUAAUGAAAAAGUUGGACAUUUUAGGGGAUAACGCCGUAAGUAAUCUGACCAAUGAGGAGCAAGUAGUUGUCAUACAAGCAAGGACAGUUCUGACACUGGCUGAAAAGUGGCUACAGCAGAUAGAAGUGACAGAAUCUGCACUACAGCAAAAGAUGUUAGAUCUUGAGAAUGAAAAGGAGCUAUUUAGUAAACAAAAGGGCUACUUGGAUGAUGAACUUGACUACAGGAAACAGUCUUUGGAUCAAGCACACAAGCAAAUUCUGGAAUUAGAAGCCAUGCUAUAUGAUGCCCUGCAGCAGGAAGCUGGAGCCAAAAUGUCUGAAAUUCUUUCAGAAGAGGAGAAAAGCAAGCUGAAGAAUGCUGUAGAGCAAUGGAAACGUCAAGUUAUGAGUGAACUCCGAGAGAGAGAUGCCCAGAUUCUGCGUGAAAGAAUGGAGCUCAUUCAACAUGCACAGCAGAGAAUUAAGGAGCUAGAAGAAAGAAUUGAAGGUCAAAAAAGACAGAUAAAAGAAUUGGAAGAAAAGACUACUGAGGAAGCUAGAAAUACUUAUAUUCUUAUUGAGCAAGACAGCAUUGGUUACCAAGGUGAAAUAAAAAAGAAGACAUUACGAUUUCCAGAAGCCCAAAUAUAUAUUUUGUCACUGAAGACUGAAAAUAUAAUCUUUUUGACCCUGUUAGACAAUGAAUUAGGAUUUAUGAGAGUUUCUUAAAGUGGAGUCUACUCUUCUGAUGUCUAUGGCUGUACAUUUUUAUAAGCUAGAAUUAGAACUGUCUAAGAAAGCCAAAAAAAAAAUUAAAAAAAUAUAUUAACAAUUACAGGCUUCUCUAAAGGAAGCCCUGUCUCUGCUGCUUGAAACAACUUUCAGCUUUACAUAAAAAGCAGUAUACUAAUUCAGAUAAAGUGAAUAUAUUGUGGUUCCCUGCUAAGCAGGUAGUAAACUGCUUCUGUAAAGAAGUGAUCAUGUCCUGUUUUAUACAUCACUCAUGUAUGUGUGUUAGUUGUGGUUAUUUAAAUACAUGUCUUGAAGGAAGAUUUUAAAAAGAGUUCCAGACUAGUCUAUGAUGAAAACAUAAAUGUGAAUGAAAUGAAGCAUUGUAUUCCGAAAUGUUUUUCCUUCAGUUGAUGGGAAGUAGAACUAAUUCAUCUGAUAAUUUCAGAAAAAUGUAUUUCUUUUCCAUAGCACAGGGUAUGUAUAGUGGUUUGUUGAAUAUCCCAAGCACUUAAUGAUGGAGGGGAGGUGUGACUACAAAGUUCUGAACCUUCAGAAUGUGGUUUCAUUUUGUUCUGAAGUUUCAGUAAACUAUGCUCUGUAACACUAAGAGAAAAAUGGCAGAAUAACAUAUAAUGCACUUAAGUUCCUCAAUGAAGAUGAAGCAUUCAACAGCGUCCCAUGGAAACUUUGAACCUGUGAAGGGAAUAGAAGUGAAAAUGUGUUGUCACUGAUCUGAAUGUCCAGAAUGCUGGAAGGUGGGAAUGUGUGUAAAAAACGAAGAUUUGAUUAAUUUGAGAAAAGAAAGCACAAGCAAGGAAGGUGGGAAUCCCUGAUUGUAUCUCUUGGAUUUAAAUGUCAGAAAAAUGAAAAAAAAAUUGUCUUCUUUAGAAAGAUGCACAAAGGAAAGACUCUGAAAGAAAGCACACAAAUGUACUUCACCAAAAAGUAACAAGAGAAAUUGAAACAAAGUGCCAAAAUCUGGAUUUACCAAUGAAUAUAUAAAAAGCAUCUCAUCUGGCCUUUUCCACAACUGCUGUGUGUCUAAAAUAGGGAGCAGAGAGAUGAUGAAGAAACUGUACCUAUUCUUUUGGAAGCAUAACCGAGAAAGCAAAACUAAAGAAGUUACUGAAAGGUAAGAAGAAAUGUCUUAGCAGAUCAUUGAUUUGCUUACACUUUUGUAAGUACAAGAAUAGGGUUUGAUCCUGCAGUCCUUAUUCAAGCCAACAUUGUUUUAAGUACAAUAUAGAGGAAAUUCUGACCUGAUCAGUAUUUGUUGUAAAUGUUAUGUAUCCACAUUUCAUUUUAGGCAGUGGCUGAUGUAUUAUAUUUCAGUGUAAUAAAUAACAAAUGAUCAUUUUA